Molecule: messenger RNA, 1947 nt
Organism: Oenanthe melanoleuca
Lineage: Eukaryota; Metazoa; Chordata; Aves; Passeriformes; Muscicapidae
Product: lipase member K-like
Exons: 10
Coding region: 160-1341 (393 amino acids)
Biological process (GO): lipid metabolic process
Molecular function (GO): hydrolase activity, acting on ester bonds
Source: RefSeq, a predicted model, not a curated record
AGAGCACUGCUCAGGGACCAGCCAGGGGUGAGGACCCAUCCUCUGACACUGCCACAUCUCCAUCUCUCCAGGGGCUGACAUCUCCCCAUCUCCUCCUGCAGGAGCUGUGCCACUCUCAGCUGGGCUGGCUGCCUUCCCUUCUGGACAGGCACAGCGAGGAUGUGGCUGGCUCUAGCUCUGGCAUCCAUAUUCCAUGGGAUGGCAUCUGGGGAAUGCAUCUUCAGUUCCCAACUGCCCAAGAAUCCAGAAGCAAGGAUGAACAUUAGUGAAAUGCUCUCCUUCUGGGGGUACCCCAGUGAGGAGUAUGAUGUGGUAACAGCAGAUGGCUACAUCCUUCAGCUCAACAGAAUUCCUCAUGGGAGAGGAAAUGCUGGGUGCCAAGGUGUGAGACCCGUGGCACUCCUGCAGCAUGGUCUCCUGGCAGAAGGCAGCAGCUGGCUCACCAACCUGCCCAACAACAGCCUGGGCUUCAUCCUGGCAGAUGCUGGCUAUGAUGUUUGGAUAGGGAACAGCAGAGGGAACACCUGGUCCAGGAGACACCAGGUCCUGACUACUAAACAGGAUGAAUUCUGGGCUUUCAGCUUCGAUGAGAUGGCUAAAUAUGAUCUCCCAGCCAUGAUCAGCUUUAUUGAGCAGAAAACAGGGCAGAAACAGCUGUAUUAUAUUGGUCAUUCCCAAGGCACCACUAUAGGUUUUGUAGCCUUUUCCACUAUGCCCCAGCUGGCUCGGAAAAUCAAGGUGUUCUUUGCUCUUUCACCUGUGACCACGGUGAUGUUUUCUCAGAGCCCCUUUAGAAAACUCUCAUUCUUUUCUGACUCUGGGCUUAAGGAGCUGUUUGGCACCAAGGAAUUCCUACCACACACUGCCCUGGGGGAGCUGGUCCUCUCCAGGUUCUGUGUCUGCUCGAAGGUCUGCAAGCACCUCUUGGGCAUGGUUUUCGGGUUUAACUGGAAGAACACCAACAUGAGCCGAUUCGAUGUGUACGUGGGACACACCCCGGCGGGGUCCUCGGUCCAGAACAUCAUCCACUGGCUGCAGGGAGUCCAUGGUGGGGCACUGAGAGCUUUUGACGGGGGGCACGUGUACAACAGCCUUCACUACAGACAGACCGGGGCGCCGUUCUACGACGUGCGGGGCAUGGGGGUGCCCACGGCCAUCUGGAACGCGGGGCAGGACUGCCUGGCUGACCCCCGGGACACCGCCCUCCUCCUCCCCCAGGUCAGGAACCUGGUGCACCACAAGCUGGUUCCCCACUGGAACCACCUGGAUUUCGUGCUGGGCCUCGAUGCCCCCGAGGUUUUGUACCGGGAAAUCCUUGACAUCAUGAAGAAGCAUCCCUAAAGAUGCUGUUUGUACUUGAUAAGAUCUUUUAUCCUGAUUUUUCUCAUAAGAUUAGUGCUCUCUCUAGUGGAUUUUGAAAUUUCUCUCUAUUUGGACCACUUGAAUAUAGUUCAUUAAAAUGUUCUGCUUUUAACUGGAGCAGUGAUGGGUGGGGAGAGGAACCUUCCUGCUAUUCCUGGCUGGCACUGCAUUGCCUCUCUUUUUCCUUUUAUUUUUUGUGUAUGUCUUCAUCAGUGACACAAAGCUCAUUGUUGCUGUCUCAGGUCUGGCACUGUAAUGCUUAAAACCGUCAAGGUGGAUGAAAAAGAGAUUCAACAGAUUUGUGGUGAAAAACACCAGAAUUAGGAUCCCAGAAUGUUUUGGGUGGGAGGGGACCUUAAAGCCCAUCCACCUCCCACUGUCCCAGGCUGCUCCAAGCCUCCUCCAACCUGACCUUUGGAUAUUUCCAGGGAUCCAGGGGCAGCCACAGCUUCUCUGGGCACCCUGUGCCAGAGCUUCCCCACCUCCCAGGGAACAAUUCCUCCCCAAUAUCCCAUCUAACCCUGGCAGUGGGAAGCCAUUCCCUGUGUCCUGUCUCCCCUUGUAAAUAGUUUCUUCCCAGCUUUC